CGCAGGAAAGGCGACACUGGGGAUGCUGCCCCCUAUCACAUGAUGGAAAUUUCCACUCUUUAGAAAGGCGAAAAGAAAAGAAGGGUCUCUUGAUCCACCUUUUCCUAAUACUUCCCCUGGAUUCGAAUCCAAAGAGGACAGGAAAAGAGGUGGAACAGAGUGUUCUGAACAUCAACACAAAGUGGAAGAGCCUUAAGCCAAAGGUGCAGUAUAUUAUUUACACUGAAGGAGCGUGUGUGCAGACCAGAAAGCGCUGACAGGUCAAAUGGAUCCCGUGGAACUGAGAAAAGUCAACAUUGAACCUGAUGAUGAAAGCAGCAGUGGAGAAAGUAUUCAAGAUAGCUACUCGGGGAUGGGAAAUUCAGAAAAGGCAGCCAUGAGCAGUCAAUUUGCUAAUGAAGAUGCUGAAAGCCAGAAGUUCCUGACAAAUGGGUUUCUGGGGGGAAAGAAGCCGGCCAGUUAUGAUGAUGAACAUCAUCCUGGAACCACUUCUUUUGGAAUGUCUUCAUUCAACUUGAGUAAUGCCAUCAUGGGCAGUGGAAUUUUGGGCUUAUCCUAUGCUAUGGCCAACACUGGAAUCAUACUUUUUAUAAUUUUGCUGCUUGCUGUGGCAAUAUUAUCACUCUAUUCAGUUCACCUUUUACUAAAGACAGCCAAGGAAGGAGGGUCAUUAAUUUAUGAAAAAUUAGGAGAGAAGGCAUUUGGAUGGCCUGGAAAAAUUGGAGCUUUUAUUUCCAUUACAAUGCAGAACAUUGGCGCAAUGUCAAGCUACCUCUUUAUCAUUAAAUAUGAACUACCUGAAGUACUCAGAGCAUUCAUGAGACUUGAAGAAAAUUCUGGGGAAUGGUACCUCAACGGCAACUACCUCAUCAUAUUUGUGUCUUUGGGAAUUAUUCUUCCACUUUCUCUUCUUAAAAAUUUAGGUUACCUUGGGUAUACCAGUGGAUUUUCUCUUACCUGUAUGGUGUUUUUUGUCAGUGUGGUGAUUUACAAGAAAUUUCAAAUACCUUGUCCUCUGCCUAUUCUGGAUCAUAAUGCUGGAAAUCUGACAUUCAACAACACACUUCCAAUACACGUGAUAACACUGCCCAACAACUCCGAUAGUACUGGUGUGAACUUCAUGAUGGAUUAUACCCACCGCAGUCCCGCAGGGCUGGAUGAAAACCAGGCCAAGGGCUCGCUUCACGGCAGUGGAGUAGAGUUUGAAGCCCGAAAUGACGACAAGUGUCAACCAAAAUACUUUGUAUUCAACUCCCGGACGGCCUAUGCAAUUCCUAUCCUAGUAUUUGCUUUUGUUUGCCACCCCGAGGUCCUUCCCAUCUACAGUGAACUUAAAGAUCGGUCCAGGAAGAAGAUGCAAACAGUGUCAAAUAUUUCCAUCACAGGGAUGCUUGUCAUGUACCUGCUUGCUGCCCUUUUUGGUUAUCUAACAUUCUAUGGAGAAGUUGAAGAUGAAUUACUUCAUGCUUACAGCAACGUGUACACGUUUGACACUCUUCUUCUCAUGGUCCGUCUGGCAGUCCUGGUGGCAGUAACUUUAACUGUGCCCAUUGUCCUGUUCCCAAUUCGCACAUCAGUGACCACCCUGUUAUUCCCCAAAAGACCCUUCAGCUGGAUUAGACACUUCGUGAUUGCAGUCAUAAUUAUUGUGCUUAAUAAUGUUCUGGUCAUCCUUGUGCCAACUAUAAAAUACAUCUUUGGGUUUAUUGGGGCUUCUUCUGCCACGAUGCUGAUUUUCAUCCUUCCAGCAGUUUUUUACCUUAAACUUGUCAAGAAAGAACCUUUUAGAUCACCCCAAAAGGUCGGGGCUAUAAUUUUCCUUGUGACUGGAAUUAUCUUCAUGAUUGGAAGUAUGGCACUGAUUAUAACUGACUGGAUUUACAAUCCUCCAAAUUCCAAGCAUCACUAACCUAAGAGAAAAUACUUUCUUUUUCUAUUGGAAAUGGUUGCAACUAAUGUUCCAAAAGACAUUUGAGGUAUCUUGAUUGGAAUAUUAUUCACAGAAAAUAGCAACAGAAGAUUCCAAAGAUGUUUGCUAAUAACAUCAUCAGACACCUGCGAGAGAAAAUAAUGACUUUCGUCAAGAAUGGAUAUUGAUAUGUUUUAAAUCUGUGUUGCACAUUUUUGCCCAGAUUUUACUAGAAUGGUGUGAGAUGAUCAAAGUGUGUUUUUGCUGUUGUAUAAGCAGAAUAAGAGUGCCUGCAUGUAAUAGUCAUCAGAUAAUAUUCUUUCCUCCUUCCUGCUCCCAUCCUGCAUCCCCAUAAAGUAACCACAAAUAGUUGUUUUCUCAGAAUAUCAAAUGAAGACACCCUGGUGGCAAACGUAUCACCACUUAAGGCCAUCUCCUGUCUUUCACUACACACCUUGGUUCUGUUGCUAAUGGAGGCCAAAAGCAUAUCCUGUGACCUGUCCCUGGGAGGUACACAGAUGAUCUGACACCACUCGAGAGCACUUAUGUCAAUACCAAGGGAAUAUUUUGCCUAGGCCAUUUGUGACAUUGAAUUAGUAGCUGCUUCACUCAGUGGGUUUUUUGGUAAAUGUUAAAACAUCUUACUCAAUAUAGAGAGGGUCUUUAUUUUUAGAGCAAUAACAAAAAUAGUAUCGCUUAUAGCUAGGCCACCUCUGUGGAAGCUUCUGCUUUUUAAUGCCGUUCCUAGUCCACUGUCAUUCUUUUGUCCUUGAACAACGCUCUCCCUCUCGUCUUCCAUUCUCAUUCAGAAUUUUUAGAAGACCACAGUUCGUGUGGAGACACUACCCAGUAUUGUUUGAUACAUGUUUAUUUGAUAAACAUUCAGUGCAGGAAACUGUGAUUUGCUAUACGUUUAUGUAUAUAAUCUUACUCUGUAGUCAUCAGAAUGUACAUUUGAUUUUUAUUUUUUACAUGUGUAGCUUUCUUUCUCACAGACAAAACAUUUAUAUUAUUGGAAGUGUGGUCAGGGAAUUAAACUGGUGGGCUCAAAAUCCAUUUGUAUGUAUCUGUCCAUCGGGGUUAUUUUAAAUUUCUAACCUAAGUUAUAUAGUUCAGUAAUGCUCUUCCUCAAUGUUUACAAUAAUAGAAUCAUGUGUAAGAAAAUGAGUUCUCUAUUUGCAAAUAAUUAACAGAGCUAAGGUUGCUCUUUUGAUUUAGUAUGUCUAAGAUAAGAUUUAAUUCAUUUUAGCUUGCACAGUUGGUUGCUAACACUUGUCAUUUAAUACAAUGCUGAAUAGCUGUCCAUAGAAAUAUAAGUGCUAACACUGUAGAGAAAUGCAAACCAUCAUUCUUACUUCCAUAUCAUACUUACAUGAAAUAGAAUUAAAAGUUACUAUCACUGCCUAAAAUUUCUGGAGUUCACUACUUUGUUGUACAAUCACUAACAAGAACCUCUGUUGUAUAUUUUAUAUUUUGGUAAAUCUAGGUAUGAAAUACAAUUAUCAUAUAUUGCAACAGGCUAAACCAUAUUUCAAUAAUUUUUCAGAAGUGCAACUAAGAAAAUAUGUAUUUGUUUUGUGUAUCAUUUUUUAAAGAUGCAUAACUAUAAAAUGGUGCACUUUGUUAUGGAAAUUGAGCAUUACUAGAAACUAUCAUAACUUUUAAUUUACUAUCAUUUGGAAAAACUGCUGAAUGGCAUAUUUAAGAUAUAUUCCCAUUUUCAUUUGUCUAAAGACUGUUUUCAAAUUAGAAAAUAGAAAAAAGUUUCUUCUGCAUGUUAAAAAAAUGUUCAAUCUGAAGGUAUUUAAAUGUACAUAUUAAAGAUUAAUCCAAAAAUAUUAGAAAACUAUAAAAUCUGUAUAUAUUUUGAAUGUUUUACAUUUUAAAUGAUUAACUUGAAAAUAUCACCAUAUGUACUUAUAUAAAUAUUCAAGAGCAAUACUACAGUGCCAAAUACUAAAGCACCAGCUCCCCUCAUGUAUCCUUUCUGGAUUAGAGGUCAUAUAUACUGCAGGGCAGACAUACAUGUGGUAUUCUGUGCUGGUUAAUUUAACCGCAUUUGUAAACAGAUGAAAAUUUUAUUUUCUUAUUCGUUUAUAAGAUGGUUCAGUGUAUUGGUAGGAUUUUUUAUUACAGAAAGUGUAUAUUGGUAUAUAAUAAAUGAACUUUUCAAAUGA
Messenger RNA from Cavia porcellus (domestic guinea pig), 4086 nucleotides. RefSeq names its product solute carrier family 38 member 4 (gene Slc38a4). Bases 266 to 1909 code for a protein of 547 amino acids. Gene Ontology annotation, molecular function: L-amino acid transmembrane transporter activity. The transcript is spliced from 16 exons. The record is from RefSeq and is a predicted model, not a curated record. Lineage: Eukaryota; Metazoa; Chordata; Mammalia; Rodentia; Caviidae. Gene Ontology annotation, cellular component: plasma membrane. Gene Ontology annotation, biological process: amino acid transmembrane transport.